UAAAGAACCUGUCAACAAUUUCAAAAUCAAGCCGGAGUCGCCGGUCGUAAAGGAGGCUCCUCCGUCCGUGGUCGGUGCAGAUUCGCCUCCGCGGAAGGGCAUCCUGUCGCCUCCUAAGAAACAGGUCGUACCUCCGCCGAGGAGCGACGUGCUGUCCCCUACGAAAUCCGAAGUCGCGUCCCCACCGAAGCAAAAUAUCCUUCCACCUAAGAAAGAGAAUUCUCCUCCCGUUGCGACUUUCAAAAUAAAGAGGAACGACGAUCCGCCCGCUCCGAAAUCGAUUAUAAAGGAAUCUUAUGUCGCUAAAGAAUCGCCGAUGCCGUUAAAAACUGAAAAACUUUCGCUGGUCGAUAAUGGGGUUAAUAUAGAAAACGAAGUCAAAAAGGACGCGAACGAUGGCGAUGUGGCCGGGGGCGGGGACGCGGGCAACGAGGAGUCCAACGGUGUCGGGGACAAAAUUAAGAAGUUUGAGAAAGCUGCAGAGGAUGCCAGCGUGCCGCCCGGCCGCCUGUCCCGCCCGGGCUCCGUGCGAGGCCGCGGCCGCACCGAGAGGCUCGGCUCGGACCCCAAGGAGGACCUCCCGCCUCCGGCCACACCCUUCAAGGAUAACGUGCACUUUGAACUCGGAAGUGCGACUUUAGGGCGGCAGCAGAGUUUAUCGAAGAAUAGCCCGCCGCUACCAAAAUGGCCUCGCGACCAACCCGCGGAACCAAUAAAGAAAACCGAGCCCCAAAAGAUUAUAAAGCCGGAAUUCAAACCCAUGCCGUCGCCCGUGGACGUGACGAUCCGCUCGCCGAGCCUCGGCGUCAAGAUCGCCGACCAGUUCCCGUCCCACGGCACCGCCUUCCGCAACGUCGCCUCGCCCGCGCCCGCGCCCGCGCCCGAGGCCGACGUCGCCCGCGCCGUGCACAAGUUCGAGGAUGCCGCUCUCAACAACUCGAAGCCCUGCAAAUCCAAGCCGAAAGAGAAGUCGUACCAGAUCAGCAAGGGGUCGAGCUACUUCACGCGCGGCUCCGAGGAGAUAUGGCUCGUGAAGAAGAAGGACAUAGAGGAGAUCGAGGAGCGCGUGCUGGACUCGUUCCGUCGCGCCGGCGGCAACGUCUGCGUGCGGAGCGAGUCGCUGCGGCCCGCGUCCGACGGCGGGCACGCGCACGGCGGCUUCUCGCACGCGACCAUGGGCCGCAAGCGGCAGAUGUACGCCCGCAGCGAGUCGCUCGACCCGCAGUGGGCCGGCGCGCGCGCGCAGACGCUGAAGCGGCAGACGUCGGUGGCGUGCACGUGCGGCCACGACAAGAAGACGCGCGCCAAGAGUGCCGGCGCCGCCGCCGCCGCCGCCGCCGCCGCCGAGCAGCCGCCGCGUCCGCGCUCCCGCUCGCACGGCGACGACAACAACCAGGCGCACGUGCUCGACAAGUACGAGACGCUCGUGUAGCAUUACACCCGCUCGGACGCCGACCGGCCCUAGUCGGCCGGCGUUCACAGCGGCCAGGCUCCCGCGGCGUCGACGCGGUUUUAUUAUUAGUGUUGACUGUAGUGCUGCCCUAUUCCGUGCAUGAUAUUUGUGAUAGUGGAGGUGCGAGCCCGUAGAGUGAGGUUCCUUGGUGCGAUGCGUGGGUGUGUAAACGCGUAUUAUAUAAAUUAUUUACUCUAUAUUGUGUAUCGGAUCAGUAUCGAUUGAUAUUAUUCUCGUACGGGGCGACGAUUUAUCGGCUAGUCUUAUGAAUGUUCUCGUAGAAAUUGGAGCUGAAUAAAUUAGGGGCAAUUCAAUAUUUAUUUCAUUGUAAACCAAAUAUUUAUAGAAUACUUACAUAUAUGUAUACAUACAGAAUAUAAAAAUUAUAGUACUGACGAAUGUAGCUAGUGUAUUAGUAUUAAAAAUAACUAUUAUAUACUCUUACCUUUUACAAUGUGGUGGCGGGCUGAGUUUGUAAUGAGAUUUUAAAAUUUGUUACCUUAAUUUCGCCAUUACAAAUGGAGUUCUUAUUUUUCUUAAUACCGAUAGAAAAAUGUGCAGGAGUCAUGAGUAAUGACCUUUUAGGGGUUGUUAUGUAAAAAGAAUCCAUUUCAUACAAGAAUUUCACAUUUUUCUAGGAUAUUUAGAUGAACUCAAAUGUCUUGCUAAAAUAUUUUGCAGAUUGGAGCUUUUUCCCGUUGCUGCAUCCGAUGCAAAGAGGACAAAUAGAACCUCGACUUAUUAUGAGUCAAUUAUGAUAUAAAUAGUGAUAUCAUAGUACUGUAACUGUUUUUACGGAAAGCAAACUUUACCCACCUCAGCACAAUCUAAAUAUAAUGGUGCUUUGCUUGUUGAAAACAUUGUAACAUUUCACUUGGACCUCUAUCUGUUUUUAUUAGCGGUUGUGAAAUUACGUUUUGAGAUUAGAUUUUUAAUUUACUUAUGAGACGCAAGCUUUAUCGAAACUUAAAGUUUAUUUUUAACUAAUACGAAGUUGCUAGUCGAUAUGAAUAUUUAAAAUCUAUGUAAUCACAAGAUAUAUCUCUUACUCAGUAUUUCCUGAUCAGCUUUUAUGAUCCAUAUUUUUACUUUCAUCCGAUUAUUUUCUUAACAGAUAGGUAGGUAGGUAUACAUAUAAGAUUCCAUUUUUAAAGUAAAAUAUGUACGAUUUUGUAUUUUCAUAUAAUAUGUGACCUGUAUAUGUAGUGCCAAUUAUAUCAAUUGUAUAUUUUGAUCAACAUGAAAUCAGUAACUUCCAUUUUAUAAUGAAUUUUGUAUUCAUUUAGUGAAAGUACCAACGAGUUACACCAAAAAUAUUAGUAGUGUGUGACACAUUUGAAUGUGGUAGGACCCUGAGGGCGGGGCGACGUCGUAUUAUUCCUGCUUUUUAUUUUAUAAUAGGCGGAAAAUAUUCUCAUUUAUUUGUAUUGUAAAUACUUACUAUUAAUUGUAUUGUAAUUCUUUGUAAAAAUGCAUUGAAAUAUGUCAAUGGGCAAACUUUAUAAUAACAGCUCCUUGUAACAGAAUUACUUUCUCUGAUCAAUACUGUGAGAAUGAGUAAUGAGUAUAUGCAUUCCAAGUGUUUUGUUGCUCAGCGUUCUCUCUAUACAAAUAUUUUAUAAUCUUAAUAUUAAUAAAAAGAGCAACGAAUGUGUACCAAAUUUUUUCUAAGUAAUGAAGGUAGUGUUACUAGAUAGACAUCUUUUCCAUUUUUAAUAUGCUAGUACCUAUUUAUGUUUCUUCUCGCAACAUUGGAUGUAAGGCUAAUUUCGACUCUAGAAACUAGAAAGCACCUAAAUUCUUUCCAACAUUCCACAUGGACAAAUGUCCUUGUGAAGGGCGGUUUUAUGAAAUCGGAGCAGCUUAGGUUCUUAUGAAUGUAAUAAAUGUUUCCAAAUCUUUAGGCUUUUUAUCAAGCCAUUUUUUUAUUAUCUCUCGUUGCGUUAUUUACGGGGUACGAGCAAUGCUCUGUAGAAUAGAUUAGUGUUCUGUAUGUAUGAUCACGAUUAGUGCUAAGCCAUGUAAAGUAUAGUAGUAAGAAAAUAAAUAAAGCAUGUUUUAUAUUAUGUAGAUUAUGUAAACGCCUCCUUAUUUUGCCAAAUACUGGCAAGCGCUGAUUAUUUAUUAGCAUUUUUUCUUAAAUGUUUAUAAUUUUAAGCUAAAGCUGAAACAAUGUCAUUAUGUCUAAUAAGAAAAUAUUUUAUAAAUUGUUUAUUUGCUAAUAUGAUUUAAAUUAAAUUAAUA
Molecule: messenger RNA, 3697 nt
Organism: Cydia splendana
Lineage: Eukaryota; Metazoa; Arthropoda; Insecta; Lepidoptera; Tortricidae
Exons: 2
Coding region: 317-1432 (371 amino acids)
Source: RefSeq, a predicted model, not a curated record